Molecule: messenger RNA, 1437 nt
Organism: Sparassis crispa
Lineage: Eukaryota; Fungi; Basidiomycota; Agaricomycetes; Polyporales; Sparassidaceae
Exons: 6
Coding region: 1-1437 (478 amino acids)
Source: RefSeq, a predicted model, not a curated record
AUGAGAGGGCCGGGAUAUGCCGAGCGAGGGGUUGAAGGUUUGCUGUUGACCAUCAACCGCGACCACUCUCUCGCCAACGUCCCGCGCCCACCACCGCUGCCGCCCUUCUUUCGCUCUUACGCGUCGAUAAUGAGCAAAAAGAACGCAAAGACACAGCCGCCGAAGGACAACUCGUACGAGCUCCGCGAUGUCGUCCUCGCAAAGGUGCGCGGCUACCCACCCUGGCCAGGCAUGAUCGUGGAUCCAGAGAGCGUCCCCCAAAACGUCUCCAACGAGCGUCCCAAUGCCAAGUCGAAAAAGGGAAACUGGUACUGCGUCCGCUUCUUCCCUGCCGGCGAUUACGCUUGGAUGGUUCCCAAAGAUAUCUCCAAGCUCCAACCGCACGAGAUCCAGGCGUACAUCAACGAACCCUACAAACGCUCUGGCGACCUCCUCCAGGGCUAUCGCAUCGCCCUCGAUCCCACCAAGUGGGAGGAGGAGCGCGAGGCCCUCCGUGCCGAGGCCGCCGAGGCGGAGGCGAACGCUGAGGUCGACCAGCUCGACGCUAGCGAGGAAGACGAAGACAUGGACGAAGGAGAGCCCAGAAAGAAGUCUCGCAAGCGCAAGCGCGACUCGGAGCCCGCCCCUGCUAAGACAAGCAGGGCGAAGAGCAAACCAAAGAAGGAAUCGGCAGAGCCCGCCCCCAAGAAGAAGGCGGCAGGCGGUAAGGGCAGGAGGAAUGGCGUCAAAUCCAAGGCUAUGGUCGAGUCCGAGGAUGAGGGCGCGGAGCCUGAGGAAGAGGAUGCCGGCCCAAGCAAGCAGACCUCGCCGCCACCCGCAAAAAAGGCGAAGCGAGAAAAUCAGGGCGAAGAGGAGGGCGAAUCCGCUCAGAGCAACGACCCAGAGGCCAUGAAAGUUCGGGAGUGGAGACACAAGCUACAAAAGGCAUUCUUGGGCAAGGUCGUGCCCAAGGAGGAGGAGAUGCCCCCUUUAGACCAGCUGUUCGCGACUAUUGAGAAUUACGAGAACAUGACUAUCCACUGCCUCUCCUUCUCGAAAAUUGGCAAGGUGAUGCGGCAUUUACACGCGCUCUCCGAGGAGAAGGUUCCCCGCGAUAGCGAGUUCAAGUUCAGGGAUCGCGCCAAAGCGCUCGUCGACAAGUGGCAGGAUAUCGUCAACGCGAACAAGACGAACGGCGAGCCCAAGACCUCAGCGAACGGUGCGAGUGCGAGCCCGCAGAACAAACCCGAGGCGACGAACGGGAAGGUCCAGAGUGAGGAGCCCAAGGAGGGCCAUGAACUCGCUAUGGAGGUCGAUGCGGAUGCGGAUGCGGACGCGAAGGGCGAAGAGGCGCCUGCUGCAGACGCUGAGGCGGAGGAAGAGCCGGAUGAUGCCCAUGCUGACCCGGCUGGCGACGAGUCUGUUUUGGCCGAUGUCACCAUGUCGGAAGCUGCAUGA